Messenger RNA from Didymodactylos carnosus, 507 nucleotides. Lineage: Eukaryota; Metazoa; Rotifera; Eurotatoria; Philodinida; Philodinidae. The record is from the annotation of a GenBank genome assembly.
AUGUCGCCCCUCACAGACAACCCAACAACACACAAGGCUCGACACCAAACGGCUUUGGGCAAGGUGGCUAUUGGCGAGACGGCCCCAUUCGAGGCGGAUAUGGAAGAGGCAACUUCGGAAGCUGGCGCAAUAACUACAUACAAGGCGGUCAAGGGCAAGGUCGCUACAACCAAUCGGCCGGUCAACCAUUCAACGGUCUUUGCUUCCGGUGCAACCAGCCCGGCCAUUUGUUCCGGGACUGUCCAUGGUCAAAAAAUGAGUAGGAGGGGUACGGGAUGGUCGAACCUCGUCUUACCAUCACAAUCCAUCCGUCAUCAUGGUUGCGCUCAAACUCAACAACUAUCCCACCCAAGCCAUGAUCGACACGGGAUCAACCGCAUCACUCAUCCCCUUCUCCCUUCUCAACAACAUCCACCAUGGCCCGAUCCUCCCACGAACAUCAACAGCCACCCUCGGCGACGGUCAGAGCAAGAUGAAGAUUAUCGGCCAAGUUUAUCUAAAAGUUAA